GUUUAAUCAACAAAAUUUAUAUCUGGCAACUGUUUUGAUUUUAAAUUGCAGGCAAGUGAUAGUGUGAAUGGCCCAUAGAGCAGCGGACAGUGUGACCGUGCCAUAAGGCCGAAAUCCGUGGGCGUUGCACCAACACCACCAACGCACUGCACAAACCGCCCACCAAGGACACGGUAGCGACCGACCGGAAGCCGCAGAGCAUACGAAUCAACACUUCUGGCAAGAGGAAAGGAGCAUGUUCCCCCACUUGAAGGGCCAUGGUCAGCGGGUCAACCUGCAGUUGCUGCAGGAGGCCGCCUGCCGCGAGCUGCUGCAGCAGCUGGACCGCAUUGAGGGUUCCAAGGUUAUUGUGCUGGACGAGACCAUGAUCGGACCGCUGGACUUGGUUACCCGGCCAAAGUUAUUCGCUGAUCGAGGCAUCCGUCUGCUGGCCCUCAAGCCGGAGCUUCAUUUGCCGCGCGAGGUGGCCAAUGUGGUGUACGUGAUGCGCCCACGCGUGGCGCUGAUGGAGCAGCUGGCCGCCCACGUGAAGGCAGGCGGAAGAGCGGCCGCUGGACGGCAGUACCACAUCCUGUUCGCCCCGAGGCGGUCAUGUCUGUGCGUCAGCCAACUGGAGGUCAGCGGCGUGUUGGGCAGCUUCGGAAACAUCGAGGAACUGGCCUGGAACUAUCUGCCGCUGGAUGUCGACCUGGUAUCGAUGGAGAUGCCCAAUGCCUUCCGCGAUGUGAGUGUGGACGGUGACACUAGCUCGCUGUAUCAGGCGGCAGUGGGCCUAGUGCAGCUGCAGCGUCUAUACGGUCGCAUUCCGAAGAUCUACGGAAAAGGAGAGUUUGCGCACAGGGUAUGGGAGCACGCCAAGCAGCUGGGCCGGGAUGAGCGGACUCUGUACAACGGCGACAAGGGUGUCGUCGAUCAGUUGAUCCUUCUGGACAGAAGCAUCGAUCUGCUCAGCCCGCUGGCCACACAACUCACCUACGAGGGGCUUAUCGAUGAGUUCUACGGCAUCCGGCAGAACAAACUGACGCUGCCCGCCGAGAACUUUCCCUCUGACGGAGCCCUUCCCGGAGGCGGAGGCAGUGGCCCACGAGUCGAGGAAUCGCAGUCGCUGCUGGGUGACACCGAGAAAAAGACCAUCCUACUGCACUCCGGCGAGCAGUUGUACGCGGAGCUGCGGAACAAGCACUUCAACGAGGUCACCAAGCUGCUCGCUCGCAAGGCACGGGAAAUUCACGUCCAGAUGCACGCCACCUCCCAGGACAAGAGCGUGCAGGAGAUCAAGAGCUUCGUCGAGAACCUCCUGCCGCAGCUAAUGGCCCAGAAGAAGGCCACCUCUGAGCAUACGGCCAUCGCUGGCCUCCUGCACGAACAGGUGAACGCGGUGCGCUUCGCUGACGACCUGGCUGCCGAGCAGGAGUUCAUGGUCUGCGCAGAUAUCGACAAGCCAAGCGCCUACAUCGAGGACCUGAUUGCCUGCAGGGUGGAGUUGAAUCGCGUCCUGCGGCUCAUCUGCAUGCAGUGCCACGCCGCCUCCGGAUUCAAGGAGAAGCUGCUUAACCACUACAAGCGCGAACUGGUCCAUGUGUACGGUCUGGAAGUGCUGCUCACCAUCAGCAACCUGGAGAAAUCGGGCCUGCUCCAUCUGCAAACAGAGUCGCGGGCUUACAGCGUUCUGCGAAAGACGCUGCACCUCACGGUGGACGACAACGUUGAAAUUGAGCCAAAGGACAUCAGCUACGUGCACAGCUUCUACGCUCCGCUGACCGCGCGCAUUGUGGAGCAUUCGCUCAAACCGCUGGGUUGGCAGACGCUUAAGAGCCAAAUCAAUAACCUGCCCGGACCGACGUUCGAGGACUUUCAGGCGCAGUUGGUGGGCAUCGGUGGACGGCAUACGGUCACCACAGUCAGCGAGGGAUCCCUACUGAAUGUGCCGCGAGUGGUGCUCGUCUGCUUUGUGGGCGGAUGCACGUUCGCUGAAAUAGCUGCGCUGCGUUUCCUCGCCGCCCAGGAGGACAACAACGUGGAGUUCCUGAUUGCCACCACGAAGGUGGUCAACAAACACUCCUUCCUGGACAGCCUGAUGAGCUCGUGAGGCCGGCGGCUAAGCCGACUGGAAGCCUAUCGCCUGUCCAACGCCCACGGCCUGGCACGUGGAUGAAACGCGUCCGUUCCGCUGAAGCCGAGAUCAAAGAGAAAGGGCAAGCGGCGCAGCGCGGCAAUCGGGACUGCAGAUGAGAAUCCAGGAUGCUAGGGGCGUUGUGAAUGACACGAUUACUAAGGACUCGCCGGCAAGCGGAAACCAUAAAAUAUUUAUUUUUCGAACGCGGCAUUUAUUAUUUAUUCUUGUAACCUAAAGAGCAUGUAUGUAUAUAGAUAGAUUCAAGCAUAAUAUGUAUAUUUAUGUAUACCGAAGUAUGUAGUCUUAAGCAAAAAAAAAAAACAAAAAAAUUGCAAAUCCCAUUUAUUCAAGCUUGGCAAUUGUAGUUUUAAGUGCAAAUAAUUCCAACUUUCAAUCAUACAUACGUGUGCAAGACAAAUAUUUUCAAAAUAAAAAGUUUAGUCAAUGUUAUGCCGCCACAUACAUAUAUAUAUUCCCCAGCGCCAUAUACAGAUUACAAACCGCAUAUUUAACCGCAUAUCGAUGUUUUAUGAGCCCGUAAAUUGCCCGUAUUGCUUGUAAAUGGUUAUGAAUUUCUAAAUGAUGUGAAUUUGAUGUAACUUUGUGUAUGUUCGUUCAACAGCAGCAAGUGCAUUGAAUGUUCCUCAAGGCUUAUCCUUAAGCAUGUAUAUCAUAUCCGGAAAGUAUUGGAUCCAAUGGAUGGCGGAAAUCCAAAUAUGUUGAAAUGUAAUUAGUGAUAGAGCGCAUAUGGGUAUGUAGCUGUGGCAAUCAAUCAACAGCUGCAAAAGAUAUUUAAGAUCUUUAUCUUUAUCUCUGCUGAUAAGCCAAAGUCAACAAAAUGUUCUAUGUAUGUAUGUUCUCGCAUUUCGAGUGGAACGAACUGUGUACGACUUUCGUUUUAUGUGAUCAAUAAUAUUCUCAUCCUUAUGUGCAAGACCUAAAUGUAUCUCAAAGUGAACAUUUCAAUGGUGUUUAAAUUAAUCCGAGUUCCGAGGUUAUUCGACUCGAUGUAAAUGUAAUUAAAUGAAAUUUCAAAUAAACGGAAAGCAUUCCAAAC
Molecule: messenger RNA, 3173 nt
Organism: Drosophila melanogaster (fruit fly)
Lineage: Eukaryota; Metazoa; Arthropoda; Insecta; Diptera; Drosophilidae
Gene: car
Product: carnation
Exons: 3
Coding region: 236-2089 (617 amino acids)
Biological process (GO): vesicle-mediated transport
Cellular component (GO): early endosome; lysosomal membrane; late endosome membrane
Source: RefSeq, marked reviewed